Messenger RNA from Cynara cardunculus var. scolymus (artichoke), 1257 nucleotides. RefSeq names its product probable helicase MAGATAMA 3. Lineage: Eukaryota; Viridiplantae; Streptophyta; Magnoliopsida; Asterales; Asteraceae. Gene Ontology annotation, molecular function: helicase activity. The transcript is spliced from 5 exons. The record is from RefSeq and is a predicted model, not a curated record. The coding region runs from base 1 to 1257 and encodes 418 amino acids.
AUGAUACGCAUACUGAAAAACCCCGAAGAUGAAUACAAUUCAUACUCGCACGCAUGGGACAUUACUUAUAAUGUCGGAAACAUUCAUGGGAAGAAGACAGUUUUGAAGGAAAAGGUGCCCAAAAACACCAAGUUAUCUUUCAGUGAGUUUGUCACGAAAAGAGUUAAUGUUAUUGAAGAAAAACUCACAACUAUGGUUAGAAACUUGUACACACAUAUGCCAACUUCUUUUGUUACAUUACAACUAGCAAAGAAAAUGAUGAAAGUUAUCAGCUUGAUUCGGUCCGUUGGAACUACGAUUCCAGGAAAUGAUGGGAUGAGGAAGGAGUUCCUUCAAGUACUUGAUAAAGUCCUUUGUCAAACAGUUUCUUUCCCUAAAUCCACAGAUUUUUGGGAUAUUGGGAACUUCUGUUUAAAAAAUGCAUCUAUGAUCUUCUGCACCGCCUCGAGCUCAGUUAGAUUGCACACCCUGGAGAAGAAUGUGGAAUUAUUGGUAGUCGAUGAAGCUGCUCAACUUAGAGAAUGUGAAUCUGUUAUCCCUUUGCAACUCCCUGGUCUUCGCGGAGUUAUACUCAUUGGGGAUGAAAAGCAACUCCCUGCCACAGUUAAAAGCAAGAUAUGUAACAAGCUGGAGUUUGGAAGGAGCUUAUUUAAAAGAUUGGUGUCACUAAAACACACAACACACCUACUGAAUAUCCAGUACAGAAUGCAUCCGAUGAUAAGCUUGUUUCCAAACAAAGAAUUCUAUGGCAACAAGAUUGUUGAUGGUCCAAAUGUAAAACAAACAAGCUACAAGAAGCAGUUUCUUGAAGGAGACAUGUUUGGAUCAUACUCCUUCAUUCAUUUAACGCGAGGGAAAGUUGAAUUUAAUGRUAAYGSAAGUGGGAUGAACAUGGUGGAAGUAGCUGUGAUUGUCGAGCUGCUUGCAAAACUUCAUAAAGAAUGUGUGGCCAAAAACCAAAAGAUUAGUGUGGGUUGCAUAACACCAUACAAGGCUCAAGUUUAUGCGAUACAAAACAAACUUGGGAAYAUUUAUGGAAGCAGAGAAGCAGGAGAAUGUGAGUUAUCUGUGAACAUUCGAACUGUUGAUGGGUUUCAAGGUUGUGAAGAGGAUGUGAUAAUCAUAUCAACUGUGACGGGUAGUGGGAAAAGAUCGAUUGGUUUUCUUUCUACGCCAGAAAGAGCAAAUGUUGCYCUAACCCGAGCAAGGCAUUGCCUGUGGAUAGUGGGAAAUGGAGACGUUUUGAGGGAAUGUUAG